This is a messenger RNA of Guillardia theta CCMP2712, 1956 nucleotides long. RefSeq lists its product as hypothetical. Lineage: Eukaryota; Cryptophyceae; Pyrenomonadales; Geminigeraceae. The transcript has 14 exons. Gene Ontology annotation, molecular function: GTP binding; GTPase activity; protein binding. The record is from RefSeq and is a predicted model, not a curated record. The coding region runs from base 1 to 1956 and encodes 651 amino acids.
AUGAGGCGGGCACAGAAGUGUGAUGAGUAUGUGGACAUGCAGCUCGUGAUUGCGGGGGAGCAGGGAGCAGGGAAGAGAACCCUGCUGGGGCGACUGGCAGGAGAGCACAGGCCACCAUUCCCUUCGAUCUCAGUCUCGAGAGCAGCCCGUGAUUCGACUGUGCUCCAUGUCGAGAACAAGUACUUCAAUGCGGAAGUGAAGGUGAAGGUAGUGCAUUCCGUCGACGAGGUUCGGGAAGAACGGGGUGAGAAAGAGAUCGAGGGCUUGAUUCUCGUCUACGACAGCUCACAGGAGGAAGGCUUUCAGUCCUUUCAGCAAUGGCUUUCCCUACUUGACCAACUUGACCUUGAUCUUCUCAUAUGUGUGGCAAACAAAACUGAUCUCCUCAAAGGAGACCCCAGCGAACUCCUGCAGGAUGCUGAGAACUGGUGCAUUCUGCACCAGAUCGAAUUCGUUCACUGCUCAGCACUUCAAGAUCGUUUCACAUACGAUCGGGACAGUGAGGGCCUCGAUCGUGUUGUGGAAGCUGUUGGCAAUCACACAUGGUCAAACUUGGUCAGGAAGGAGGACAAGAAGCAAGCAGGUCCUCGUCUUGAGAUCAACUAUGACAGGUGGAACAAGUUGCAAGUUGACGAGGAAGAGGAGCGGAGCAGGGGAGAACCAGAGGUGCAACACAGCAUUGCAGCUAGUGCUGCAAGUCUAAGAGAUUCAGAUGUCGUCAUAGAGGCGGACAAACCUCUGCAAGAAGUCGUGGAUGCCAUGCAGCCGACUGAAGCGCAGAAGGAACUGCUCGUAGAGAUCUUCGAGAUGAUCCGACGGCCUGACAUGAAGACUGAGAAUUUCUUUCUUGACUCUUCAAUCUUGGACCAGAUUUCAGUCGGGGCGAACGCUGCGGUUCACAUCAACCGCGCACAUGCCUUGCCGAUCGUGGCCCAGUUCUUAUCCACCACACACAUUGUCAUCAACGAGAAUCUACAUUUGCUACAACUUUCUGUCAGAAACUUCUUGUGGGGCCUGAUGGUGGAGCACCAAGGAGACAUCGGACAGGCUCUCCCUAUCGCCAUUGUUUGGAGCCUGUUAGAAUCUUGUGUUGCUGAAGGAACAAGCCGCUUCUACAUCCGGAUCAUGGAAUCCAAAGAAAACGUUGCGCAAUGGCUGGAAAAUUGUGUUGUUCCUGCUGCACUGAGAUCAAUGCAAAAGGGAUGUCAGAGAACCGAUUACUUUCAUGAGUUGCUUUCUGGAGCAGAGGAGCAAAAGGAGGAGGGCAAUGAACUCUUCAAGAGCAAAAAGUAUGAAGAUGCGCUGCUGAAAUACUCGAUUACAAUAUCCAUGAUGAAGCAGUUCUGGAAUGGCGAGAAGGGAAAGUUUUGGUUGGACAAAGCGCGGCAACUUACUUUGGUGUCUCAUCUCAAUUCAGCUGCAUGUGCUUUGAAGCUAUCCAAGGAACAGAUGCAGACAGCAAUCGAUCACUGCAACAGCGCGCUCUCUUUGGAUGGUAGAAAUGCCAAGGCGCUGUACAGGCGAGCUCAGGCCUUUUUGAACUCAGAGGCCGAAGGAGACGCCAAGGACAAGCGGUCAGAGCGAUCGGGAGGCGACAAGACGCUCCCGUCACGUGAUGCUCUACUGUGUUGGGCCAUCCGAGACCUGGAGAUGGCGGAGGAGAUCCAACCAGGAGACAAGAACGUGCUCCAAACGCUCAAAGACGCCAAGGCUGAGGCUCGAGCCAUCGCUCAGAGAGAGCUUGCCAGCAAGGAGCAGAAACACAAGGAACAUGAGGAUGUGGAUGCUAAGGACGAUGACCUUUCUCAGCUGUUUGGCAUGCUAAGGAUGGCCCGAGAUGAAGUUUCGAACCUCUCAGAUGCAGACAGACGAGAGAAGGCCGCAGCUUACAUGGAGAAGGCGGCAGCGUUGAUGAACUUGGACGGGGAGGAGGACGGGGAGGAAGACGAUGCCUGA